UACGCCCCACAGAGGGCGUUGCUGUGGCUUCGUCGCAUUCACGUCUUGUCAUGGCUGCCGUAGCACUGGUACAGGGUGCGAGUAGGGGACUGGGACUCGAAUUUUGCAGAAAUAUCUUAAUAAACAAAGCCCCAGGAGCAUUGAUCGCGACAUGCAGAAAUCCGGACAAUGCCGCGGAGUUGAUGAGCUUAGUUGCGCAACAUCCGGGGAAAAUGACAGUUCUGAAAUUGGACGUAAACAGAGAAGAUGACAUCCAACGCGCGGCUGAACAUGUUAAAAAAGUAUUCGGCAAAGUUGACCUGAUCAUCAACUCCUCAGCGAUGCUUCAUCCCUCUGGCAAAGGUGAGACCAGCCUGAAGGAUGUUUCUGCCCAGGGAAUAAUCUCAACGUUGACAACAAACACGGUGGGACCAUUGGUGAUGGCCAAGUACUUCGCUCCGCUGUUGCAGAAGGGUAGUGGUGCAUUUGGCCAGCAGCCGCCAGAGAAAGCCAAACAGCAUAGUGGGAUCAUUGUCAACAUCACUGCAAAAGUCGGAUCCAUUGGUGAUAACGGUCUUGGCGGGUGGUACAGCUAUAGGAUGUCCAAAGCAGCACUCAACAUGGCCACGCGUAACCUGUCCAUUGAACUGGGGAGGAGCAGGCCCAGAGUGGUGUGCGUGUCCAUGCAUCCCGGCACAGUGAAUACGGAUUUGUCUCGUCCCUAUCACAAGAAUGUGCCCAAGGACAAGCUCUUCAGCACGGGCCACUCCGUGCACUGCCUCAUGAGCAUUAUAGAUAGCCUGAAUAUUGACAAAACAGGGAAAGCCUACAACUGGAAUGGUUCAGAACUGCCCUGGUAAAAAAUAACAACACUACACAUAUUCCUCGACAAAGCAUACCAACCUCAGUCAACUCAGGUUUAUCUUAUAUUCUGACCGACUGUACCAACUGUUAAAUAAAGUUUAAUUGUAAAAAUCUAAAUAAACUGUACCAAAAAUAAUGAGUUUCUGCGUAUGGGGCUUUCGAUGAAUGAUGGCGGUAUAUUGUGUCCUAGAAGCUGGCAUGAGAAAAUAGAUACUUUAGUGCUCUUGUCUUACUUAUAUUAAAAUUGAAUUAUCUGUGUAAGAUUGUUGGUAAAAGAGUGAGAGUUUUUUUUUUGUUUGAAACAACGAAAGCAAUAAAGAGAAAUG
Messenger RNA from Oncorhynchus mykiss (rainbow trout), 1169 nucleotides. RefSeq names its product SDR family oxidoreductase. Gene Ontology annotation, cellular component: cytoplasm. The record is from RefSeq and is a predicted model, not a curated record. NCBI's taxonomy places the organism in Eukaryota, Metazoa, Chordata, Actinopteri, Salmoniformes, Salmonidae. Gene Ontology annotation, molecular function: oxidoreductase activity.